Molecule: messenger RNA, 1913 nt
Organism: Didymodactylos carnosus
Lineage: Eukaryota; Metazoa; Rotifera; Eurotatoria; Philodinida; Philodinidae
Source: the annotation of a GenBank genome assembly
CUCCUUGAUGUUAUUAGAGUUUACAUACAUGAUGUUGUGCUGCUGGAUGUGGAUGUAGCUAAAAUAACAAAGGAUAAUAAAUUGUUUUAUUCCUAUAAGUUUUGAAUCUUUGAGCUAUCAGGAGUUUUACGGAAAAGCCAUCUGUACUUUUCACUUUACGAGAUUAGUUCAUACGAUUAAUACACAAAUUAGUUGAAGCUGUGGACUGAUUUAUGUAUUUAAUCGAGGUAGCUAAAAGAACGAAGGAUAAAGAUUUAUUUUAUUUCCGUAAGUUUUGAAUAUGGUUAUUGUUUCCGGUGUGGUGGAUGCUAGUUGUGUGAGUUUGAUGAUGGGAAUUUAGAGGUAGUUGAGUCUGUUGGUCGACGGGAUUUGUAUUGUUUUAAGAUUUAGUUUACUAGAGGUGUUGCGGAGAUCUUCGUGUUCAGUACGACUAGCGAAAAGUUUUGGCAGAAAUUGCUCGAUCUUGUCUAGUAGUAUUUGAUCUAUUAAAAGAGGUGAGAUUGAUCUUGUACAUUUACUCUAUGUCUCUUUAUACAGUAGAAAAGAAGACAUUCAGUUUUCCAAGAAUCUGCCCCGUACUCGACCUUAAUAAUUUCGUUCGUGAUUCGUAAGCAUACUGUCAGGAACUCUAACGCCGUUACAUCACAGAAGAAGUCAUAAGCAUUCCGGAACGUUAAACACAGGUGAUUCAAUGUACGAUCCGUAAAAGAACAAAUCGCCGGCACAAGCAACACUGUCGUUUUUCGCACAACCGGACUCAAAUUUUAGUGCAACAAAUGGCCCUCUGGUCCAAUAUCCCCGCAGCAAGAGAAGCGUACGAUGACACAAAGACUGGACGCGGUAUGGAUGGAAUGUUAUAUCGGGAAGAUUUUUUGUCGAGAAAUGAUUUACAUGUACAUCUUCGUCAGCAAUGUUAUCCAACAGAAAUUCGUGAACAUAUUGAUACAAUGACGAAGCAUAUCGAAAACGAGGAUCAACGUGAACAAUUACAAGCUAUACUAUGGAAAUACGGGCGCUUAUUUGAUACUACACAACCAUUAGUGAUCAAUUACACCUUGGAAGGUGCCAUAUACACGGGUGAUCAUCCUUCUGUUCACAUACCACCGUAUAGGCGAAAAGAGCAUCAACGGAUACAAAAUGAAACGCAUGAUUUAUUGAAGCAGGGUAUUAUUGACCCAUCGACAUCCGCAUGGUCCAGUCCAGCCGUAUUAGUGAAGAAAAAGGAUGGUUCGACCCGUUUUUGCAUUGAUUAUCGUCGUGUAAAUGAAGUUACCUCUUGUCAGUUACCCAAAAUCGAUGAAAUUUUUGAUUAUGGUAUUUUAUCGAAAAAGCUAUCACCCACACAACAACGAUGGUGUACAUCAGAACAAGAAUGUUAUGCAAUUAUUUCAGCGAGCGAAAAAUGGCAUCAGUAUAUAGAUGGUGUGGAUUUUGAAGUACACACCGAUCAUAAACCACUGAAAUGGCUGAAAAAAAAAGCACAGGGCAGUAAUAAAUUUGAGCGAUGGCGAUUGAAAUUCCGACAAUAUCGUAUGAUAGAUACAUAUAUUAUAGGGCCUGGCAACACCAUGCCAGACUAUUUAUCUCGAUCGCCCGUGGAUGAUCCUACAGAAGAUCUAGAUGAUUAUGUAAAACGAAUAUCAUGCACAACACAAACUGAUAAUAAUGAUCAAGUACCAGUAACAAAACAGCCAGUUAUUACAGCAGUUACCACUCGAUUACAAGAAAAACAAAGAAAAAGAGAUAAUGAUGAUCAGGCGGAUGUUUGCACGUCGGGCAACCCCGGUAUGCGUUCAAACAAAGAGGUUGUUCAAUCAAAGAAUAAACCUCGUACUGAUGAGAAUACACGGGUUUUAUCUGAACUUGAUCAUCACGGUAUUAUUCCUUUUACGCACGAUGAUAUUAGGCAGUAA